GUGCUACACGUGUCUCUUCUGUUUAGAGCGCAGCCGUGGAACGUGCCUACGUCACUCAGACUAUAAAUACGGCCACGCCGGCUGGAGUCCGUCCUCUCUGUAAGCCCGGCGUGGAGAACAUGGCGCCUGUGAGUGUGAAGCCGUGUGUCCGCUCCUUGUCAUACAAUGUGUCCAUACACUGUGUUAUACGGUCAUUAUUACACUCCGUUAACAACAUUCAUUUUCAAAUAUUUGUUUUUUUUCUUCAAUAGUUUUUGUAUUUUAUGGGGAAAAGGGGAUCAGAGGAAAAAAAAACCUGGAGUAUAGAGACUCCCAUCUCCAGACAAACUCUUAUAAUGUGAAUAAGGAAUCACAGGGUGUAUUAAUGAUCAUAUAGCAUGUUAGUGUAUUGACAUACUCUCUCUAUAUUUACCCUUUGUCAUCUCUCUCUCUGUCUGUAUACAGUUUGUCAUGUUAAUUAAUAACCUUGUUAUUGAUCUGUGGGCACUGCUCUAUAUGAAGUUUUAUAAAGUCUAUUAACUAUAGGCUUACCAAUGCUUCUCUUCAUUCCAGUUAAAAGACAAACGCUCCAAGAAGGUGGUGUGCCGGUUCACCCUGGAUCUGACCCACCCGGUGGAAGAUGGCAUCUUCGAUUCUGUGAACUUUGUAAGUUGCUUUGACAUGUUUGUGUUAAACACUUAGUUCAUUGACUUGUAACUCCUGGCACCACAGCUGUUAUACACUGACAACCUCAUAUGUUCAAGAAUCUUAAGUGUUUUCUCAUGUCAUUCCGAUUUGGAUUCAAGGGGAAAAUCAUGGUCACAGCAUUUAAAUGUUAAACUAUUAUAGAAAAAGUGUGUUUUGCGUAUUUUAAGUAUGUAUAGUUACCAUAGCUCUUUUGUUACCUCUUUAAAUCCUAUGUUUCUUGGUGAGACAUUGCAUUACUUACUGUAAUGUGCAGUGUGACCUAUUUUACAACAUCCAAUAGCCCUGUCAGUUUUUGGUUUUUCUCAUUUGCUGGGUUUCUGGACUGAGACCUAAAGAACAGAAAUUAAGAUAAAACAAGGUAUUCAUAAAUAAUGUAACAGUUUUCAGUCAGAUGUUGUAAGUAAACUGUGGGCAUCAUAACCACUACAGCCUGUGCUAGUUUUUUAUGGUCCUUUUUUUUUUUUUAAAAGCCCUUUCUCACUUUCUCUCCUGAACCCACAUUUUCAUCUCUCUGGUUUGAGGUCUCCAUGAGCCCUAGAUGGCUUCCCCUGUUAAUACACAUUAUCUUGUUGUAACACUGGCUUUUAACAGACUACUUUAGACUCUUUCUUCUAUUCUUGAAGGGACACUCUGGGCACCAUAUCGUUAAAACAAUUAUGUUGUCAGGAGGCCCCUGAUGUUUCCUUAUCUGUAGCGAUUAAAUCGUUCCUGAAUGGAUUAACUUACAGAUAAGGAAGUAUCAGUAACACCCUGGCACCAUACUUUAAUUUAAUUUCAACAAAGUUUUUAUUGGGCUCAAAGUUUAUUUUAUUAUUGUUGUACAAACUAAGCUGCAUAGUAUUUUAAAUGUACUUUUGGAUUUGUUUUCUGUCUCCUAAUAUGGCUUUUAACUAGGGUUACCUUCCCUAGUUCGUACCUAGGGUUUUCUUCCCUAGUGUCCAUACUUGUUUGUUCUUCUCAAAAUAGGAACAAUUUCUCAAGGAGAAGGUGAAAGUCAAUGGAAAAACUGGAAACCUUGGCAACAUUGUUCGUAUUGAACGUCUAAAGAACAAGAUCACUGUUGUUUCUGAGAAACAGUUUUCUAAAAGGUGAGCCGACAGUUUUUUUUCUACAUGUAUUUCUAAAUACAAUAUAUCAGUUAUGAACUUUAAGCUAUUGUAGAAUGUUCACUUGUUCACAAUACACAAAGUCCUUCAAUGUGCAGUGAUGUAAAUUGGUUUGUCUAGCUCUUGGCUCCUUAAAAUUAAACCAUCAAUAUAAUUGUGAAGUGCCUUUUGCUAGAAAAACUUGCCUGCAGUUUAUGAAUACAAAUCAAUUUCCUAGGCAUAAACUUCUAAAUAUUUUUACCUCUAAGGAAUUCCUAAUGUCAGUUUUCAAAAAAGCAUUUUGAUGACACAAUGGUACUACAUUAUGGUGCCAUAUGUGAUAGAAUCUCUUCGUGUUUAUUAAUAUAAGAAUAAAUGUGUUCCAUAACAGGAAUGUUGUCAAUAUUGGCACCCAGACCACUUCAGCUCAUUGAAGUGGUCUAGGUGCAAUGUCCUUAUUGCAUGUAGUGCUGCAAUGUUAAACAUUGCAGUUACAGAUAAACUGCAAUGUUUGCAUUGCAGCUCUAAGUCUGCCUCCAGUGGCUGUCUACCUCUGGAGGUGCUUCCUGCGUCCAAACUGAUCUUUGGUCUGGUAAAUGACACUAGACGUCCUUGCGCUUUGCAUGAGGAAAUCGUCAGGUUAUUUUUUUCGUCCAUGGGAAGUCAUUGAAUCAAUGCUUUCCUAUGGAGAGGUCUAAUGCACGCUGCAUUAGCACACAUGACCUAGUGCUGAGGAACAUCGGCACUGGGAUCCGGUAAGUAAUAUAAGGAGUUUUUAACACUAUUCACUAGGAAGGGAGAGGCAGAUGGGGCUAUAGUGAUGACUGCAGGCUCUGCUCAGAUAACUGCUUUGACCUGGUAAGUGCAAAAUACUGCAAAUAAAAUAGGACUGUAGCAGAACUAUGCUCAUAAUUUGGAGGUUAUUAGUGGUGCAUACACAAUCUUUUGCAAUUUAAUCUGCAAGGUUGACACUUUGUGCUGCAUCUGGAAUUGAUACCCCAUAUUUGUAAAAACUAAACCUACUCUCCCACAGUAGUUUUGGUUUUAAUAGCCUGAUCCUCAGUGUCUGUAAUCCUCGUACAUAUCGAAUUUCCCCAGUCUUUUUUUUUUUUUUUUUUCCAUCUGCCCUCUAACCACUUUCUCACAAGCAGUCUUCCCAAAAAGGCUUUUUUAAGUUCACAUUCUUUUUCUUUUUGUGCUUAUGUACUGUAAUAAGGAAUGUAUUGGCAAUUGCAAAUUCUAAAUUAACUAGCAUUUUGUAUUUGCUUAAUAGGUACCUGAAGUAUCUUACAAAGAAAUACUUAAAGAAAAAUAACUUGCGUGAUUGGCUUCGUGUGGUUGCAUCUGACAAAGAAACGUAUGAGCUCCGUUAUUUCCAGAUCAGCCAGGAGGAUGAAGAGUCAGAAUCAGAAGAUUAAAGUGGCUUUCCUAUUGAAAUAAAACUUUGAAAGUACUCCCGUUUAAAGUCCUUUUGUGUUUUUAUAAUUAGAUCAUGGUUGUUAUAAUGCACUGGG
This is a messenger RNA of Pelobates cultripes (western spadefoot toad), 3286 nucleotides long. The record is from the annotation of a GenBank genome assembly. NCBI's taxonomy places the organism in Eukaryota, Metazoa, Chordata, Amphibia, Anura, Pelobatidae.